Molecule: messenger RNA, 9068 nt
Organism: Paramisgurnus dabryanus
Lineage: Eukaryota; Metazoa; Chordata; Actinopteri; Cypriniformes; Cobitidae
Source: RefSeq, a predicted model, not a curated record
GUAUGAAGCUCAACUCAUCAUCAGAUGGAGUGAGUGAUGGUGGAAUCUGGAAGUGUUGAGCGUCCGGGAGGCGGUACGGUGCGGGUCCAGGAGACUCCUCCACCGAAAAUAAACCUGCAUGAAGGGGAAAACGAGCGAGCAAGCGAGAGAAAGAGAGAUAGAGGGAGGAGGAAGAAGAAGGGAAACAUCUCGAAAGAGUGCAGGGGGAAACAUACGGGAGAGAAAGAGGGGAGUGCCUGCGUUUGCAGCGGAUUAAAAAACUGCGCAAUUUCCAGACUCGCAUCUCUUCCACGCCAAAAUGAAACUCGUGAGUGGACACGAGAGGCUCGCAUCGUGGCACCAUUUUGGCAACAUCGUCGUUUGGCCAAAACUGCAAAAUGUAAUGAAACCGGAGAGAAGUCGUGAGCUUUAUGCGUGCUUUCUUGAGGAAGACUCGGGGACAAUUUUGCGCGCUGACGUUUGUCACAUCAUCUCCCCUUACUGUGGUUUCACAACGCAGCUGCGUACACGCCGACAUUUUACAUUCAUUUGCGUUUUGAAAUUGCACGUUUAUGGUGUUUACAGAGGUGAUGACGGAUGGCGUUCAUUCAUCGCGCGCGAGGAAAGAAACUGCGUAGUUGCUUGUAUUUUUACAAUGAGGACAUGCGAGAAGAAGAAGCCACCUCCCAGUUUGUCCCUCCGUGCGUUAGCAGAAUUUACUGUUUCACCAUGGCUGAGAUUUGGUUGGCCAACAUAAAUGUCACUCGAGAUUGUAAGCAUCACAAAUGAAACGCCUCAGUGCCUUCACUUAGCCAAUGGGAGAGGAAGGUCAAAGCAUACUUGUAAAAGUUGACCAAUAGGGUGGAUGGAUGAUACCUGCACAGAAGCAAUGACUGGAGAACAGAGAGCAGAAAACAGUGCAGCUCUCUCCACUCCUCCUCCCCCCACUUAGUGCUCCGGAAAGAAAGAGGAGAUGGAAGGAAAGACGGAGAGGAAGAGAAUGCGACAGGAAGUAAAAGAGUGGGGGGGAGACUGAGCAUCACAGAUCCUCUUCUUAACUUUUGGGAGCAAAGACUAGAGGCGCAAGCUGGUCUCGCAGGACGAGUUUUACUACUAAAGUGAUCGGUCGAGAUGAUUGACUAUUGGUGCUAAACUCAACUCUUCAAAAGUUUGAGAGGUGCUAUCCAAUGCUCAUUUGACAGUUGGCAGGAGAAACAGUAAAUAGCUUCUUCAUCGUGUUGGUGAGUGGCCCUUUCUGUUGUGCAGUGGAGGGCUUCACACUUGCAGCUAGUGUGGCUGGAUGAAUCACACAGCAGAACAGUUUGGUGGGUGCAGCACACGGGACCCUUUUCCUCUGGACGGUCUUAACCGUGGACCAUGGGCUCCCGUGGGCAGCCGCGCCUGGCCACCUCCCCCCAGGUGCUUACCUGGUGUAAAUCAACACCAAUUCCACCCCCAUCUCACUCCCAGUCACAUGACUGGGAUAAACCAUCCAAAUAAAUUCUUAAACAAUCCCUUACCUCGAGGGGACAAGCAUGAUCUGUCUCAGGCUUUGAUGCCAGGAUUACCCCCAAGGUUACCCCCUGCACCUCCCAGGCCUUGGGAACCAACCAGAACAGGCCAGGGAUAUGAUCCCUUACCUGGUGAUGAUCACAACAGGCUGCAUAAUAGUUAUAAUGCAGGACCUCCUGCACACUUGGCAGCUCGAGCCAAUCAGCUACUGAAGUACGGUGCUCCUCAUCCUCAGCAUGGCUCCAGGCCCAUGCCUCCAUUGACUGAUCUAUGGACUCAUACUCAGCAGCAACCCAGGGGCCCUCACUCUCAUGCUGGGCCGUUAAAGCGGCCAGGGCCCCCGUUGGGAGAGCACUCAGUUAUUCAGCCCACCCCUACUCAAUCUCUGCAUCGCCCCAUGGAAGAUUGCCCUAGCCCCAGCAAAAGAAAAAAGAGCUUUGAGCCCGAGCAGACUUUUCAUUCAUCCACAAAUCGAAUACCUGGGCCACCUGUACGUCUAAAUCAGCAGCCAAACUCACGUUACCCCCCUCACAAACCUGGAUUUUGGAACCCAGUGCACAAAGAAGAACCCUGGAACCAAUCAGAGCGAAAAAGCGGACACAUGGAUUUCCAGGACCAGCCAGAAAUUGGGCGUUUCUCAUACAAACCCCCUCUAUUGAAUCCAACUAUGUCUCCACCUACUAUCCCCCCCACAAGAGGCUAUGGACAAAGCAGAGGUCCUCCUCCACAAUCACACAAGACCUAUCAGCCACCACAAACACAGGGGACACCUUCUCAGAACCCUCACAUCCACCAUUCUACAGACCCCUAUUCCAUUAACAGAUCUACAGUCCAAGGGAAGCCAGAGAGUACUACUCAACAAAGAGGACAUGAUUCUAGGGGUUGUUCCUCAAAUAGCCAGGCUCCACCAACUACAUCAUCAUCAUCAUCACUGCAGGCAGAUAGGGAGCGCCCAGCACCCUCACCAGCAAACCACACCACUGUGCCUUACAGUCACCCCCAGUUCCAGCCUCACCCAGGACUGGUUCAUUCCACCAGCCCACCGGCCAGCAGUCCAACCCAGGCCACAGUACCUCAGCACAACCUCCAUAAACCCUGGAGGAACCAAGUUACACAUGGACAGCAUAAAGAGUCCUGUACUUAUUCAGCAGAAGGGGAUUCUCAGGUUGUUGCUCGCCCUUCCCAGGGACAUAAUAGGCUUGGUGGGAACAACCAGGAUCCAGGGACCCCCCAACGUGUGAGCCCAACUCAGGCAUCUGCCCGAGCCCCUGUGAUUACCCCAAACCUGGAAACUCCCCAUCCCUCUCGCUCACUUGAACUCUUUGGAAAUGUUGAAAGCAUCUCUUCAAUGAGCUCAGCACCACCUACCCCCUGCUCCAAUUCCAUCACUAUAAAUAACUGGAGAACCACAGAUUCUUCUGUGCUAAUCUCAAACCCAAAUCAUGUAUCCAUUAAUAGUCAAAACCUCCCACAUCCAAGGUAUCAGGAUAUCCACCCUGGUGUUGGAAACUAUUCACAGCCACACAGAGUGGCACAAUCUCCGAUUCAGCAGCCCACUAUUCCCCACACAGGACAGAGUAGGCUUAACUACACCCCAGUAUCCUCAGCUCCCUCCUCCCUAAACUCAGGGCAUCAGAGAUCAGGGGAGAGCGUCAUCACCAGCAAUACCUCUAACACUCCCCCAAAGGCAGUCAGUUUACACCUACAAAGCCCUCAACAUUCAGCACCUGUUACAGUGAACUCAGCCCUUCAGACAGUAUCCAAUUUUUCAUACACCACAGUGCCCAUCCAAGCUUCCUCAGUUUCUCAGGCAGCUACUGUUCCAACCUCAGUCCACCCAGACCCAUUUUUGCAAAAUGCUGCCCCAAGCCCUCAGUCCAUUGCUGAUGCUUUAAAUAAACUUGAUGCAGAGUUGCGGGGCCAUAUGCAAGCAGAGGAGAGAAGAAGAAAACAGGAGGAAGAAACAAAGCCUCCCAAUGAGUCAGCCAUCAAGAGUCUGGAGCGUUUUCUCUCAAGUAGUGCACCUGAGCCUCCACGUCUGUCUCCUGCCAAUGUACCCUCCUCCGCUUCACCCCCUAGUCAGAAUUCCCUUCCCUAUCCCUGGUUGAGUCGAGGUGGAGUGACUCCACGUCCUACUGGAACCCCAACAACUCUUCUGGAACGUUCCCAGCCACCUCCUCUCACACCACAGACAGAAUAUGCACGUGAGAAGCAAAGGCAGAGAGAGAAGUGGAAGAAUGGCACACCCUUGAGUCCUCCUUCCCAAAAUGCCACUGGAAUUUCCACAUGCCCUUCAAAGCCCGGUCUUGUCAGCCUCUCUGACAACCAGAACCACAGGACGCAAAUAAAACCUGACCCAUCUAAAAAUACCACCAUGCUAAAAGCCUCUCAUAAUGCUGGGAUUAUGGAUGCUUUGCCCAACCCCCCACCCCUGCGAGAGCCACCUAAACUUUAUCAGGCUUUCCCUAAGCAUACUCAGUCUUCCUGCACAUCAGUCGGCAUGACUGAAAGAAGGCAGCAAAAACACAGGCCUAGUGCAGGGCUUGAAACUCUUGGUAGCAGUGCUAACAGCUGCAGUGGUGACUCUGAUGGUGCACAAUUUGAAGAGGAACCCUCUGAGCUCUUGCCUGAUGGAUUGGCAAACAUUAUGAAGAUGUUGGAUGAGUCCAUUAAGAAAGAAGAAGAGAUGUUGUCUGGUCACAUUGGGGAACAGGCAGUACCAGAACUACCAUUUUCUAUGAAUGUGGCUCCAUUAAAGAGUUACUUACCUGCUCCAGACCUUGUGCCUGCCAUCAAACAAUCUCCAGCUGGCGAUUAUCAACAGGAUGGCCAUGCCAGUCCACCCGUAUUAAGUCGGCAAGGUUCACUGGCGUCUCCUUGUAGCCGUACUUCUUCACUCGAGGAAGAAGAGGACGUUCUAAAGGUGAUUUCUAAGUCAGGGAAUCCCAUUAGCAUGCAGUCUCAAGAAAGCAUUCUGGCCACAGCAGGAACAAAUUAUCGCCAUAGUGACUUGGCUAAGCUGUAUGGCCUUCCAGAGGUAGAAAAAAGUGAGUGUGAUGAUGAUGAAGAGGAAGUAGAUAGAGAAGAUGAUACUCCAUCUUGUUCACCACCACCACCUCAGCGGCCACACCUCCAUCAAACGGGUGUGAACAGCAUGUUUAAAAACCUUGCUUCUGUGCUUGAGAGUCAGAAAUACACCUAUCGUGGUGGGCCUUUUGGUCGCCCUCCUCCUUAUGCCUUUUUGGGAGUGAAGUAUUCUUCUUCCCUUUCCCUAGGACCUGACAUUUGCCGGCAACAACAAAGCACUUCACCAACAUCAGGUUUAACCAGCCACCCAGGCUUUAGCAGUCCAACCCAAACCUCUCCCAGUAGUAACUUGGCUCAGCCCCAAUCCCUCUCACCUACAGAAUGGGCAUCAGAGGGGAAGAUAAGCCAGUCAGAUCUUCUGGACAAUUAUGAUGAGGAUUACAAGAAAGAAGAAACCACAGAAGAGAAGCGUUCUAUAACUCCAAAAGAGUUAGUCGAAAGACGGCCAAAGCUAACCACUAUCUCUGAGUCUUCACUAGCUGAACUUGGUCAUAACUAUGAGAUGAACAAACACAUACUCCCUUCUAUUGACCACUCGAAGGCAGAGGUGCAAGAGAUGUGCAAACCUGAUAAAGAAAAAGACCGACAUAGAGACCGAGAACGAGACCGAGAGAGGAAACACAAACACAGUAGCAAGAAGCAUGAGGACAGGAAGGAGAGGAGGAAAAAGCACAGGGAAAAACAAGAUGAUGCAUCUCUUUCCUCCUCAUCGUCUUCUAGCUCCAGUCGACGACAUAGGGAUGGAAAGACACACAAAGAAAAGAAGAGUAGGAAGGUGCUGGGUAACUUAGACCUUCAGAGUAAGGAGUUUAGGGAGAAGGAACACGAGCGUGAUGGAGACAAGAAGAGAAGGAAAGAGGAAUGUGGACGAUCCCAGAGUGAGGUAGAAGAGUGGGCACGGAGUGAAGACAGGACUAGCAUUUCUGGGCAUUCCUCCGAUUUCCCAUCUGGAUCAUCAGCAUUAUGUUCUGAUGAUUUGCAGAAACUAAAGGCAUUGACCGAUGGGCCACCCAAAGAACUGAAGAUACGCCUUAUAAAGGUGGAGAGCGGAGACAGGGAGACAUUUAUUGCAUCAGAGGUUGAAGAGAAGAGGAUCCCUCUGGAGGACAUCAACAUAAAAAACACAGCUAGUGAAAUCAUCCGAGCAUGCAAGGGGGCUCGCGUGAAGGGAAAGUUUAAAGAAUCAUACCUCCUACCUGCCUUUUCGGUAAAGCCAGUUAUGAACACAGGGCAGCCUAUCCCACGAGAGAAACUGAACCCCCCCACACCAAGUAUCUAUUUGGAGAGUAAGAGAGAUGCAUUCUCUCCAGUGCUGCAGCAGUUCUGCACAGAUCCUAAAAACCCCAUCACUGUCAUCAGGGGACUAGCGGGCUCCCUUAGACUGAAUCUGGGCCUGUUUUCUACUAAGUCUUUGGUGGAGGCUAAUGCGGAGCAUGCUGUGGAAGUUCGGACCCAGGUCCAGCAGCCAGCGGAUGAGAACUGGGAUGCCACUGGCACUGGUCAAACCUGGCCCUGCGAGAGCAGCAGGUCGCAUACAACAAUAGCCAAGUAUGCCCAGUAUCAGGCCUCCAGCUUCCAAGAGAGCUUACAGGAAGAGAAGGGCAGUGAGGAUGAAGAGGAUGAGGAGGAUGAAGAAAUUAAAUCAGCCACUAACACUGAGAGCACAGCCAAUAACCCAUCAGCUCCAAGCUCCAGUAAUACAGAGCAGAAGGCUGUGGGAAAGAUAAUUAAAUUUGGCACCAACAUUGACCUGUCUGAUCCUAAAAGAUGGAAGCCCCAGCUGCAGGAACUGCAAAAGCUACCAGCAUUUAUGCGCGUGUCCUCUAGCGGAAAUAUGCUGAGUCAUGUUGGUCACACUAUUUUGGGAAUGAAUACAGUACAACUCUACAUGAAGGUCCCUGGCUGCCGCACACCAGGACACCAGGAGAACAAUAACUUUUGCUCUGUGAACAUCAAUAUUGGGCCUGGAGACUGCGAGUGGUUUACUGUACACGACGACUACUGGGAGGCCAUAAGUGAUUUUUGUGAAAAGCAUGGAGUGGACUAUCUAACAGGAUCAUGGUGGCCGGUUCUUGAUGAUCUGUACCGUGCUAAUAUACCCGUGUACCGAUUCAUCCAGAGGCCAGGAGAUCUGGUAUGGAUUAAUGCUGGCGCUGUACACUGGGUCCAGGCUGUGGGCUGGUGCAACAACAUCGCUUGGAACGUGGGUCCUCUUAACCCAUAUCAGUACCAGUUGGCAUUAGAGAGAUUGGAGUGGAAUGAAGUCAAGAAGGUGAAAUCCAUCGUUCCCAUGAUUCACGUGUCUUGGAACGUGGCACGCACCGUCAAAGUCACCGACCCCCUAACAUACAGGAUGAUCAAACAUUGUCUCCUCCAGUCUAUCAAGCACAUUCAGAUCCUGAGAGACCAGCUAGUGGCAGCAGGGAAAAAGAUCUCCUACCAGAGUAGAGUGAAGGAUGAGCCGGCCUACUACUGUAAUGAGUGCGAUGUGGAGGUGUUUAACCUGCUGUUUGUGACCAGUGAAAAUGGCAGUCGGAAGACAUACGUAGUGCACUGUGAAGACUGUGCACGAAAAAGCAGUCCUAACCUCUCCAAUGUAGUAGUGCUGGAGCAGUACCGCAUCGAAGAGCUGAUGAAUGCGUAUGACUCUUUUACCUUGGCCAUCGCUCCCAGCUCUCGAUGAGGACAACUCGCCCCUUUCCCUCACACAGCCAUAACCAAAACUCCUGCUCGCAGGACAAGUUGUUGUUUGUGAUUUUCUUUUCGACAGUAAAUUAACUACUACUGCUAAUAUUUGUUGAACAGCCAAUUGAACACCAGUUUACUCAGCAUUGUUUACAAAAAAAACAAACAAUUAGCCAAUAAGAUGAUCUUGUGUACCAGUGGCUAUAUGGGACUUCAAAAUGGAACCCAGUUUGGUGCUCACAGCAGUGGAGCCGACGCGCUCGUCAUUUCUGGCAUGCCGGUUUUUUGUUCGUUGUUUUGUCGUCUCGAAUAAUGAAAUGUGUAAAUGCUCUUUGUACUUUUCCUGGGGUGCUUUUUCCUCCAAUAAUUUAUUAUUUUUGAAACUAGAACAGCCUAGAUAUAUACCACAUUGGCCUUGUGACUUGUAUUUAGCGAAGAGAUAAAAUUAAUAAUACUAAUAGAGCUAUGGACAUUUUUCUAAAGCAUUAAGAAUUAAAAGAAAUACAGUUGUUCAGAAUGCUUCAAAACAUACGGGUUUUAAAGACUUGUUCAUUUUUAGUAAGUAUGGAAUGUUGUGUUAAUAAUGUCGAUUUAAUUUUUCACACAAAAAAAAAAAGAAAAUCAUCAGUCCAAACAUUCAAGGAUUGCAUUUACUUAUUCUGCAUUUUGUGAGAGUAUAAUUGUUCAGUUUUUCAUUUUGUUCAGUGAAUUGUUUCUCACCUCUAUACAGAUCUAUUUUCCUCAUUUUUUAUUGUAAAUUGUUUAUUUAAAAUGUUCCUUCUAUUUAUUGAUCUAGAAAACAUUCUCCCCUGCUUCAGUAUGGUUAUCAGAGAUGUAUUAAGGGUUUUGAUUGUUAUUCUAAUUCUGUUCUUCUCUGUAAUGUUUUAAAGGGAUUAGAGGUUUUGAUUUUUUUUUAGUCUUGGUGCUUUUACCCUUUAAAUAUCUUUACUUUUAUUUACGUAUAUUAAAUCUCUCAUCAUUGAUUCCGUGUCCAUAGAUUGUAGAGCACAGACAAGUGGAAUUUGAAUAAUUAUGUUAUGUUUUGUACACACAAUUGUUUUAGAUAUUUUUCACUUACACAAAUGUGAACACUGAUACAUACUUCAACACCUGUUUACCUUGGAAUUGGAGACCUGUUGUCUUUGAAACGUUUCAAAAUGGUGAUUUUUGCCAGUAAUCCUAAACCUAGAGAAACAACUUAGAGGAAUUAGGAUUAUGAACUAUUGAAUAUAUUUAGUGGUGCUUCUGUCCUGUUGUAAAUGCUGUUCAAUUAAGGACAUGUUUGCCAUGCUGACUAUAAAGCAGACAAUUUUUCAACAUGCACAGUAUAUAUUUGUUGGCUACAGUGAGCUCUCAUGCCAAUACCAGGCAUUUACGGAGUGAAUUAAGUUGAACUGUACAUUCUCUGUGGCAUUUUACUGGAAUGAGUCAUAGCGUGAAAGGGGAUUUAAAUGCAUUAUCUUUGUUUGAUUUAUAUACUGUCGUUUUUUAUUUACCGAGAUUUAGGGGUGUUAGCUUGAAAUAAUUCAUGUAUUAUCAGGAAAAUGUUGGUUUUACUUAUGAUAUAGAUGGUGCUGAGUUCUUGAGCUACUUUUUUGAUUUUUUUACGAAAUAUUUUCUUGUUGCAAUACACACUUUCCUGUUUUUCAGAUUUUUAUUUGAAUUUUGUGGUUAUUUAAAAUCUGCACUGUUUUGGAAUUCACACACGAAGCGAACUGAGCCAGACAUGUCUUAAACACUUUGUGAAUUCGUGUGACAUUGAUAUGAUUACUCUGAAUAAUAUUAAAUGCUUUUGAUAAAGUUUA